AAUUAAUUUGGAUCUAGUUGAUGGUAAAAUGUUUCGCCAAAGUGAUCUUGAUCUAAAUUUAGUUUACAAUUUUGGUGAUCCAUUAAAGGAGACAUUGAAGCAGACAAUGCUCAACCAAGAGCUUCAUUUCAAGCUGCAGAUUCGUUGGUGGAGUCAUAAGUAAAAAUGCGGUACCGGUCGUAAUCGUGCUAAUAGAAUGGUGAUGCGGUAACGGGAGUGAUACGCUUAUCUAACGCCUAAAUAUCGGUCAAAUCAUAAGAUAUCCCUUGAUACGGCCCGGAAUGCGAUUAUUUAUACACACCUUUACGACGCACGGAAUAUCAGUUUGUUUGUUUGACGACCUUUACAUCGUGGCUGAUGCGAAUUGUGAUGCGAUGCGGCCUUGUUUUUACACUAUGGGUGGAGUAGAUUCUCAUUUUCCUUCUACAAAGAGGACAAUUUUGGAUGCUCAUUAGUUUCAAUAUUUAAACUUCAUCAAGUGUACAAGGUCUACCGUCAGGACUUUGCACACAAGGGUUCAAAUGAUUGUAGAUUCUAUCAUAGAGGCAUUACAUAGCACUUUACACAGAAGGGUUUGUAUGAUUACAAUUUGCUUAACAAAUGCAUGAGUUCAGCCCUUUGAUACCCUAAUAAUCAAUCUACACAAACCCCUUCAUAUGUCUGGAAGUGCUUUUUUGUUUUUCUUUUGUUUGUGGGUUGGGUUGAAGGGUUGUCAAUGAUAAUUUUCUGUGAUGUCUUCUUGGUGUAGCGAUCUUUUUCGAUCAGGUACUAGUAGCAAUUGCUUGAAUGACCUUGUAAUAAUGUUUUCCUGGCUGGUUUCUUGCAAUCUGAAAACCUUGAUUUGCACCGCGAAUUACAGCAGCACUCUGUCCUUGCUAUUAUGCAAAAACCUCUAGAACUCCAACUUCCUGCUGAUGAGUACAUUAACCAAUGUGUUGAGGGAAAUGUGGUAGUCACCAGUUGCUUACAAGAAUCCAUUCAGUCAAGGAAUUCUUCUCAGGAUAAACUUGGUUUUUGUCUUGAAUAUCCGAAUCUUUCUUUGAGCAUUGGACGAGAUGCUUGCAAGAUAAACAAAGAACACAUAUCAUCCUGGAAGGGAAAGAAUAAUUUUUCAUCCUCUUUCGACAUCAUUGAUCUUGAAGAUGCAAAUUCGAGCUUUCCAUACUAUAAUGCCAAUCUUGGAUUUACUUCAAGUUCUGCUACUACGAGUUCUUGUUCAAGAGACAAACACAAGAUAGACUGCUUUUUGAAAAGAGGCAGGCAGAAGCUAGAAAGCUUUCCCCAAAUCGACAUUUGGAAUGGCUCUUAUCAAUAUAAACCAAGUAAAUCUUUUGUAGAUGUUGAUCCAAGCUGUCAGACACGAUCGCUUUGUGACUCAGGAAUAUAUGGGCACUACAAAAAUUUCUUUCUUGCUAAUCACUUGAGUGAAAAUAAGAAGUUUGCUUGUAAAGUAAAUAAUUGGGACCUUAAUGUUGUGCAACUUGAGGACCCAUCAUACUUUUCAAAUGACUCAAUGGUGAUGAAUUCAUCUAUAACUAGCUUAUUACCUGUGUUGGAUAGAGUAUGUCCCAAGUCGAAAGUAAGCUCUUUUGUCGACCCUGCUUCUUCAAGGGAAUUCACGAAAAUGCACAAGAUUCAUUACCAAAAAGAAGCGGGUUCUCGAGUAUAUGAAGGAAAAAUGUGUUAUAAGGAGGGUAAGGUUGUAGUAGGCAAUGGAGCCGACAUCAGCUUUGUUGAUCUUGAUUCUGAUUCAUGUGAAGAUCUUUGCAGUAACAGAUCUGAUCCGAACAUUUCGAGUGUGGGUUCAUUGUCAAAAAUUUCAAAUGGUCUUUCAUGCAAAAUGGAAGUAAUGGAUGCAGUUCGAGUGGAAGCAAAUUUGGACAAGAGUGUAGAACCCUUUGAUCAGCCGAAUUGCAGCAAGUUGAUCAGCUCCUCUGAGUCUGAAUGUAUGGUUGAUAACCAUUCAAGCAGCACAAAGACCAUGCAGUCUUGUGCUGGAUGUGAUGAUAUUGUAGCCCCAUAUUCAGGAAAGGACCUAAGAUCUUCUGUCAGCACAGAAUCGAAUAUUCAGUGCGCUAGUAGGAAAAAACCAGAAGAAGUUGAUGGAAUAGUUCAAACAGCUGCUAAAUUACUUGUGCAAAUGGCUACGGAAGCUGAAACUUGCUGUGAAGAUGAAAUGUCAAGACUGGCCUCGGAGAAGGUACAGAAUCAAGAGAACGAAUUACUGAUCGUAGAAGAGGAUCAGCCUCAGUGUUCUUCAGAUUCUUAUGAGGCGAUAAUACUGAAGACAGACGAGACUAGCCCUAAUGAGUAUUGUAGUUCCUCGAAUGCACUUCUAGUGGACGAAUCAGAGAAGAAGGAUUUGAAGUAUAAGCUAAAAAGGGGAACCCGAAUGAGAGAUUUUCAGAAAGACAUACUGCCUAGCCUAUCCACCUUAUCAAGGCAUGAAAUCCGAGAAGAUGUAAGCAUUUUUGAAGGUAUUAUAAGAUCCCGGGAAUACAAAAGAAUCAGGGCAAAAAUGGCUGACAAAGAAGGCAAUUGGUGUACGUCAACAAGGAACACGAGGUCAAGACUCAACAGAAGGUAUUAUCUUUGAUGAGAAAUUGUGAGAUAGUAAGAACACAGGUCUUAUAACAGAGCUUAUAUUUAGGACAAUUCAUGUCCAAAUAAUCUAUUCCUUUUAAGGCUUCAACUUAUAGAUGACCAUGUAUUCAACUUUAUAGUGCACGGUAAUACCUGUAGAGCUUGUCACAUAAAUUUUUCAAUUUAGAUGGAAUAGUGAGUAAAUUCUAAACAAUUUUUAUACAUAUAUUGUCAUGAACAUAAAACAUUAGUUGAUUGUUAUGCUGCAUCUUGCAUGCCCGGCAUGAAUGUUUCAAAGAAUAUCGGCUUUUUA
Molecule: messenger RNA, 2896 nt
Organism: Amaranthus tricolor (Joseph's coat)
Lineage: Eukaryota; Viridiplantae; Streptophyta; Magnoliopsida; Caryophyllales; Amaranthaceae
Exons: 3
Coding region: 881-2596 (571 amino acids)
Source: RefSeq, a predicted model, not a curated record